Molecule: messenger RNA, 2516 nt
Organism: Ipomoea triloba (trilobed morning glory)
Lineage: Eukaryota; Viridiplantae; Streptophyta; Magnoliopsida; Solanales; Convolvulaceae
Product: FT-interacting protein 3-like
Exons: 2
Coding region: 608-2386 (592 amino acids)
Source: RefSeq, a predicted model, not a curated record
UAAUGGAAUAAUGGCGAAGCUUGUUAAGAAAACAAGAGAGAGAGGAUUUAUCUGUUGGUGGAAUGACUUAAAAAUAGAGAAUAGGUUGGAAUUUCCAGAUUAACAUAAAACUCGGGCAAAUGGAGUUGACGAGUUGUGUUUUAUCCGUUCUCCAGGCCGAUUGAAGAUUCCCUUUUCUACCUUCACUCACUGUAACACAAGCAUGAUCUUCUAAAUAGUACGAACGGAGUAAAUUAAAUAUAUAUCCCCUCAUUUCUCCUCCUCAGCUUCAAUUCCAUCAAGCUCAGAAAGGUGAAAUUCCCGCCCCCAAGCCCCACACCCCGGCCUGGCCUGACAGACAGGAUAGUGGAGGCUAAAUCAGGGUAACGUAGUGGGAGGACCAAUGUUGUGCCCACAAGAAGUCCACUGCAUUGGGUGUAACUUCCAAAUUGUGGUCGUCUAACUUGAUCCUGUGUUUAACUCACAAUCUAAGCUGCCCGUGCGGGCAACUUGAUUCUUUGUUGAUUAUGUAGUUUGUUGUUUGAGUUCUAUAUUGUAUUUAGCGUUUUUUGUUCGUUUUGUGUUUAAUACUCUGCACUUGUUUGGGUAGAGAACAGAAAACCUUGAAAUGCAGGGACCUUCGGAAGAAGAUUUUUUACUUAAAGAGAUCAACAUCAAACCCAAUGUUGGUGGGGGCAAGGCCACAGCUGGUGACACUGUUGAGCAGAUGCAGUACCUGCAUGUCUAUGUUGUGAAAGCUAGAGUUUUACCUGCUAAGGAUAUCACUGGAGCUAUUGAUCCUUAUGUUGAAAUUAGGGUGGCUAGCUGUAAUGCUAUAACCCAACACUUUGAAAAGAAUAGCAAUCCAGUGUGGAAUCAGGUAUUUUCUUUCUCCAAGGAUCACAUUCAGAGUUGUUCUGUGCUAGAUGUGACCGUGAAAGAUAAGGCUUUUGUUGAGGAUGAUUUUGUUGGUCGGGUUUCAUUUGAUUUGAGUGAGAUCCCAUUCAGUAUCCCUCGGGAUGUUUCACUUGCACCGCGAUGGUAUAGAUUGAAGGGCAGGAUGGGGGAUAGGGUUGAAGGGGAGUUGAUGUUAGCUGUUUGGAUGGGUGAUCAAGCCAAUGACGCAUUCCCUGAGGCAUCAAAUUCACAUCCUCGAACUGUUAAUGUUGCUGAUGACUUUGUAAAUACAACGUCCAAGGUGUACUUCUCGCCCAGGCUUUGGUACUUGAGAGUGAAUGUGAUUGAGGCUCUCGACUUGUUGCCAAAUGAUAAGAGCAGGUCCUUAGAAGUUUAUGUUAAGGCAAUUGUGGGAUAUCAGGUUAUGAGGACCAGAGUUUCUGCAAAUAAAUAUACCAAGCCAAUGUGGAAUGAGGAUCUAAUGUUUGUAGUUGCAGAGCCAGUUGAGGAGCUUCUCAUUUUGAGUGUGGAAGACAGGAUUGCACCAAACAAGGAUGAGGUUCUGGGAAGGUGUGAUAUUCCUUUACAGUACGUGGACAGAAGGUUGGAUCAUAGGCCAGUGGUGAAGCCCAGGUGGUAUAAUCUUGAGAACCAUGUACCCGAUGAGAGGGAAAUGAAGGAAAUACAAAUUUCUGGCAGGAUUCUCGUGGGAAUAUGCCUGGAAGGAGGUUAUCAUGUUCUUGAUGAAUCAACAGAUUAUAGCAGUGAUCAUAGACCAUCCGCAAAGCAGUUAUGGAAAUCUAAUAUUGGCAUUCUGGAAUUGGGUAUUCUUAGUGCCCGCAACCUUUUACCUAUGAAGAAACGUAGGACAUCAACUACAGAUGCUUAUUGUGUUGCUAAAUAUGGUGAGAAGUGGGUAAGAACAAGGACGAUAACAGAUAGCUUUGCUCCCGAGUGGAAUGAACAACAUACUUGGGAGGUGUUUGAUCCUAACACAGUUAUCACUAUUGGUGUGUUUGAUAACUGUAAUCUGCAGACUCCACAGGUUGGAUAUGGAUAUAGAUCUGCUUUGGCAAAGGACUCAAAAAUUGGAAAGAUCAGGAUUCGCCUUUCCACUCUGGAGACAGAUCGUGUUUAUGCACAUUCUUACCCACUUCUGGUUUUGCUUCCCAGUGGAGUGAAGAAGAUGGGUGAAAUUGAGUUGAGUGUUAGGUUUACUUGCUCUUCCUUGCUUAAUAUGACACGUAUGUACUCACACCCCUUGUUGCCCAAAAUGCAUCAUCUUCAACCCAUAACUGUUAGUCAGAUCGACAUAUUGAGGCACAAUGCCACUCAGGUUGUAUCAAUGAGCUUGAGUCGAGCUGAGCCUCCCAUGAGGAAAGAGGUAGUGGAGUAUAUGCUGGAUGUUGGUUCCAAUAUGUGGAGUAUUAGGAAAAGCAAGGCUAACUUUUAUAGGAUUAUGAAUGUUUUGGCUAAGCUGAUAUGCAUAUUCAAACACUGCGUCUCAUGAUGCUUCCAAUAUGCACCGGCCGUACCUAUUUUAUCCUUAGCUUGUUUAUAUGUAUCAAACACUGGUGUCUAUGGUUGCCUUAUUAUAUGCAUGUGUUAAGUUGCUUAAGUUCAAAUUAAUUAAUUGUUCA